AUGGUAAUUGUAGACAAUAACCUUCAUUUCAACCUUCGAUUCGUUUGGCUCAAUAUAAGGGCACUAAUCGGCAAACUCGGCGGUUCGCUGCAUGGAAUAGGGAUAUCCGUGCCCCAGAAAUUGACUUCUGCGAUACAUGAACCAACUGUGAUCCAACCGGAAUGGGAAUAUCUGGAAGUGGUGUUGAAACGAGAAACAAAUUCGCCGGGCGGUUUCGGAUUUAGCAUUGCGGGCGGAGUCGAUGCACCCAUCUCAGAUAUGGAUUCCGGUAUCUAUGUCACCAGAAUCAAUGCGAAUGGUGUGGCCGAUUUGGACGGACGCUUAAGGUGUGUAAUGCGGAUUGUCAGUGAGCUUGGUUGUUGUUGUUGCAAAAACGUUUGGGCUGUCAUGAAAUAUAAUAUGAAAUAUAAUAUGACCAUCAGAAAGGAAUUUUACGGAGACGUAAAACGCUCACUCAGUCCUAGUCGGCCAAUCAAAGGACUGCCAUACAAUACACAAUGGGGGAAGUCACGCGGUGGUGGUGGCGUUCGAACACAUCCCCGGGAUGAUCAUUUGGUGACGUUACCAACGGAUCAUCACAGUUACUGCACACGACUUUCAAAGUUUCUCAGUGAUAUGUGUGAUACACAAGGAAUGCGAAAUCCAUCAUCUUAUAACUAUCAUUUCUUCUACGACCCUGUAAAUGAGUUUUUAUUUUCCACGAUCAAAUGUUAA
This is a messenger RNA of Echinostoma caproni, 714 nucleotides long. The record is from the annotation of a GenBank genome assembly. Lineage: Eukaryota; Metazoa; Platyhelminthes; Trematoda; Plagiorchiida; Echinostomatidae.